This is a messenger RNA of Oryzias latipes (Japanese medaka), 1346 nucleotides long. RefSeq names its product alpha-1-microglobulin/bikunin precursor (gene ambp). NCBI's taxonomy places the organism in Eukaryota, Metazoa, Chordata, Actinopteri, Beloniformes, Adrianichthyidae. The record is from RefSeq and is a predicted model, not a curated record. Gene Ontology annotation, molecular function: serine-type endopeptidase inhibitor activity.
GGCAAGUUAGGCUGCAGAGACAGAUGCAAAGUGGGAACUUUGCUCCUUGAAGUGUUUGUUUUUUUGUUGGUUCUGAGACUGAGUACACACAGCUAUAGGGUAUUUACACACGGCCCACAGACCAAGCAUGCCCCGAGUCCAUUUCAGUGUCAGACAGUUCUGACAUGAUGGAAACAAAUGCAGUUUUAAUUUUUCUACUGGCACUGGGAUGGAGCCAGACCCUCCAGGGGCUUCCAAUUAUUCCAGAUCCUCUUUACCCCACACAGGAGAACUUUGUUUUGACGAAGUUUUUGGGAACAUGGUAUGACGUUGCCUUGGCAACUACGAGUCCUGACCUCCCAAAGUACAAGCAAAAUACAGCUAUAGGUAAACUGCUGGUGCAGAAAAGUGCUGUUGGCACGAAGCUCAAGACGACCCGAACUGUGCUCAGAUAUGGGACGUGUAGGGAGGUUGUUCAAGAUCUUAAGAUGACCAGCACCCACGGACGAUUUUUCUACAAUGUUAACCGGACGGGAGCUGAUGUGGACGCCUAUGUGCUCCACACAAACUACGAUGAAUACGCUGUCAUGAUUAUGAUCAAGAUUAGGGUCACGGGUGAAAGGAUAACUACACUCAGGCUUUACAGUCGAACCAUGACUGUGAGGCCCACUGUGCUGGAAGACUUUAAAACACUGGUCAAAGAGCAGCAACUGGGUGAAGACAACAUCAUCAUCAAAGAAGACAAAGGUAUAUGCGUUCCUGGAAAGCCGGUCACAGAGCCAGAAUCCCAGCAAAAGCCUCAGAGGUGGAGGAGACAGGUGGUGCCCUCUUUGUCUCCAGCAGACUUGGAAGCUUCUGGGGACGAGGCUACCUCUCUGUUCAAUGAUACUGAGGCGUGUGCAAAAGCUCCAGAUUCUGGGCCGUGUUUCGGGAUGGUUCAGCGUUAUUUCUACAACCCCACCAAGAUGAGCUGUGAGAUCUUCAACUACGGAGGCUGCCUUGGCAACCAGAACAACUUCGUAACUGAAAAAGAGUGUCUGCAGAGAUGUCGCCCUGAGGCUGUGUGCCGCCUCCCCAUGGACGCCAAACCCUGUGUGGGGUCUCCACCUAUCUGGACAUUUAAUUCCACCUCUGGUCUGUGCGUGCCCUACAAACAGGGCUACUGCCAAGCCAAUGGGAACAAGUUCUACAGCAAGGCGGAGUGUGAUGAAUACUGUGGGGUGAUAAAAGCUGAAGAGCUUCUGACGUCAAAUUAAGCAGAAGCUUAAUCUUCUGAUGCAAAAAAGAGACAGAAAAAAACUGCAAAGAACGACGCCAUAUCUUUAAAUAAGAGCCAAAGAUCACAAAUAAAGAAAUGUCCAAACUUU